CAAUAUUACUAGUACUAGAUCACCGCACCAGAUACAAGGUAGAAGUGCAGCUACUUGUUGAUAUUGCUUACAGGAAAGCGAGCUUCAUCAUCAUCAUCAUCAUCAUCAUCAUCGUCGUCAUUCGAUAACGUUUCCGGUAUUUUUAUCUCCUUCCUGCUCACAUUCAACAUCGUAUCUAUUCUGGAGAUUCUCACCACUUUUACCAUUGCUUUAUCUACAUGUACAACUUUGUAAUUGUGAUCGAAGAGGAUUGAGACGAUGAGUGGGUUUUCGCUGUCCUCAGCCAGCAAGACGAUUCGCGGUGUGACGCAUCUGUGCCAGGUUGAUGCGAUAGCUGUUAUGAAAUAGGCCCUGAUCAUGUUCUUUCGGAGGAAAAGCUCAGGACGAAGGUCUGCGCCUUGUUGCUCAACGUUUUGUACUAGCAUGUAUGUGAGGUACAAAAUGAAAUUUCAUUAGGUUGUGGCCUGGUGGCGGGGAUUCGGCUGAUGAUCGUAAUUAGUUUCACGUUGACGCUACAGCUACGCAUCACACACACUAGCACUCACAUCAAAAUCAACAAUAUUGAGAAGGAGGUCAUCACUGUAAAUUUGAUUUUCCAUGAGCAAGACGAUCGCCACAACCUAAUUUUCCCUUCAUAAUCGUCGAUAAAGCGCUCUUUCGAACGUUUAGCGUUGAUUCUCUGAUGGAGCUUGCUGGCCUGAGCUGUGCGCAGGUGAUAGAGCGAGAGUUUCCUCGCACGACGAGAACCCUUAUCAUUUAUGGUGAGCAUCAUCUUCUUCCACUUGCAGGACCUUUGUUGAUUCCUUCCUCUUUUUGGUAGUCGUUUCGAGAAGUACUACUUAGCUUUGUUCUAUCAUGUUCAACAGUUGAGCUUGGGCCGAGGAGGCUUGAUGUUCUUCAUAUUUUUGCGGGUCCCGGCAAUAAUGGCGGCGAUGGCCUUGUAGCAGCGCGUCACCUGCAUCAUUUUGGAUACAAAGAGGUUUCUGUGUUGUACCCGAGGCCGGGAACGAGUGACGUGUUUACUCGUCUGCAGCAACAGCUUCGACAAAUCGAGAUCCCGGUAUUUUCUUCCGCAGAUGAGGCCAGGAUCUUUGGUGGUGGGCAGCAGGGAAUCUCCAGAAUAGAACCAAAAGGAGAAGCGGACACCUCUUCAUCAUACGACCUUCUUGUAGAUGCAAUUUUCGGGUUCUCAUUUAGAGGCUGGCGCGGUGGUGGAAAGGACGCCCCCUUCGACGCGCUAGUCGAUUUUCUUGCGCAGACAUCGACACCGGUCGUUUCAAUCGACAUCCCAUCUGGAUGGCAAAUAGAUGGAACAAGUACAACGACCGGCGAAAACGCCGAUAGCGAUAAGCACCAGGAUGCUAAGACCCUGAAUCUGAUACAUAAGAUUUCAGUCCAGUUUUUGAAACCUACAGCAAGUAUGCACCGAUACUGAAUUUUUUCCGACAAGAAAUAUGUUGUGUUUGCGUGCUUCUUGUUCUUGGCGGGUUAGCGUUCAACUUUUCUCUUCGAAAAGCUGAUCACUUUUGAGACACUCUUAGAUUUAUAUCUGCACCUGGACCUGGCGCUGGUCCUGGACCUCAUGGCCGGCAUGGCGAAAAUAACGCUGCAUCAGGCAACAAAAACUCGCUGUGGCAGCCGAAAAUGCUCAUCUCCCUAACCGCACCAAAGCUUGCAGCUGCGAAAUUCAGUGGGACGCAUUACUUGGGAGGCCGUUUUCUACCCGCAAACUUCGGUCUGACUCUUCCGCCAUACCCAGGGAGCACACAGGUGGUUCGCCUUUCGCCAUCGGAGGAAAAGAGCUAGAUCACACAAAUCGAUGGUCGUGACUGAGUUUCAUUGUUUCAAUGCUGUAGACUAGCACUAGUAUAGUAUAGA
Amoebophrya sp. A25 is the source of this 1878-nucleotide messenger RNA. NCBI's taxonomy places the organism in Eukaryota, Dinophyceae, Syndiniales, Amoebophryaceae. The record is from the annotation of a GenBank genome assembly.